Striga asiatica is the source of this 546-nucleotide messenger RNA. Lineage: Eukaryota; Viridiplantae; Streptophyta; Magnoliopsida; Lamiales; Orobanchaceae. The record is from the annotation of a GenBank genome assembly.
AUGAGUGGGAAUGGAGAUGGUGCGUGGAACCUGGCAUGUGAGUUGUCAGUUCGGGUGUUUUACUACAUUGCCCUUCUACCUACAUGUAUGACAUCAAUAUUCAUCAGUAAUUACGAUUAUGCCACCGUUAAUUCAAAGUUUGCUGAAUCCAUCUCUACCGUUCAAACGCGAAAUCCUGUGGUAUUGUUUCAAAUGGCUCCUGGAUUAGUUCGUAAUCCAAAAGCAAGAAUCAUACCAAAUAAUUCUCGGCAGAUUCUCAUGGAACACAUAACAAGAGGUUUAACAAGGAAUAAAACUCGACAAUCCGAGAAAACCGAAAUGGCAUCAAAUAAAGUGAAAAAGGGAUUGCCAAUAACAGAUGGUUCGUCUAUAAAAAGCAAAACUGUGAAUCCGACGUUCGAGGGAAACAUGCCAACUAAUCAGCCUCCUCAAACUCAUCAAAAGGAGAACACUCUUAUGCCAGAAGUUCAGACUCCUCAAACUCAACACAAGGAGAGCACUCUUUUGCAAGAAGUUCAGACUCCUCAAACUCAGCAACAAGAAUAG